CAGGCAGUGGAGCUUGCUCAUUACAGCAUGAGAGUGCAGAAGAGGAAGUGGGUGGAGAAUUGCAGUAACAAACUGACAACCACAAAGAACUGAAAACUUGAACUGCAGAGAAAGCCAGACAGAAAAGAACAUGUUCAGAGUUCCUGUUUUUAACCAGCUUUUCUAAGCAACUCGUGAAAUACAAAUGAAAUAUUUUUCUUUAACGAAGAACAAAGGCAAGGACAUUAACUGGGCAUCCAAAUAAGGUGAAUACUGUUCGAUAAAGAAACUGUAAUCUGUCUUGUACAAACGCACUUCAUUGCCAAGAAGAGGCCCCACAUGGACAACUGGCCAAAAUAUAUGCAUGAGGAAUAAAUGAAAGCGCUAAAGCUACUGCUGAAUUUCCUGACUUGGCAGCCAUCUAUUUUACUAUUUCUGAUCAGCACUGAGGCUUUCUGGAAGGGGAGUAUUUCCCCUCAUUUUAUUCAAAUAGUGCCAGAGGAUAAUGGAAAUACCUUUUUACCAUGAUGAUUUGUUGAAUUUAUAUCCAGCUCCCAUUUCUUAUUCUACCACUGCCAGCACCAUGAUGAAGAAGAAUUUAAAUCUCAACAUAGGUGAUCAAGUCGUGUCACAUGAAAAGGGACACCAGCUUGAGGAGGACGGUUUGCUCACCUCAUCUGACUUGGGCCUAUUGAAGCUGGCAUCUCCGGAACUUGAGAGACUGAUUAUCCAAUCAAAUGGCUUGGUCACUACAACUCCUACUAGUAGCCAAUUUCUGUACCCUAAGAUGCAUAGUGAGGAGCAGGAAUUUGCAGAUGGAUUUGUUCAGGCAUUGGAGGACCUACACAAACAAAAUCAGUUGAGCAAAGGCAUGAAGAUGGGCUCCGUGAGUAGCGGAACUACUGUUCAUCCUCCCUCAGAUACUCCUGUUUAUGUCAACCUUAACAGUUACUCCAGUGACAUUAUGGGUAACACAAUGCACUACUGUACAGACCCUGUGUACCCUCCGUUACCAAGCAGCAUGGAACAGCAGCAGUCUAACUUUCAUACACACAGACUGCAUGCAUUGAAAGAUGAGCCUCAAAUAGUGCCAGAGGGGGCUAGUUUUGGGGAAAGUCCUCCACUAUCUCCCAUAGACAUGGAUAACCAGGAGAGAAUCAAGGCAGAAAGGAAAAAGCUGAGAAAUAGGAUAGCAGCUUCCAAAUGCCGAAAAAGAAAAUUGGAACGGAUUUCAAGGCUAGAGGAGAAAGUGAAGAGCCUGAAAACCCAGAACACAGAUUUGGCUUCCACAGCUAGUUUACUAAGAGAGCAGGUGGCACAUCUAAAGCAGAAGGUUAUGAGUCAUGUCAAUAGUGGCUGCCAGCUUUUGCCUCACCACGUCCAUGCAUACUGAUAUAGCCUAAACAUUCUUUAAUGAUGGCUGCAUUGCAAAGUACAUUUAUCGAAUGUUAGGUGAAGAUGGUUUGUUCUGAUUUAAUGGACAUCAAGUCAUUUGUGAAAACCAUUUACCGUGUUUUCUUUCCUGGUUGCAACUAACUACACUUUUUUUCAUCACAUGAAAUAACUGAGACACAGUAAUAGUAAAAAGGCUUUGCAAUCAUUUUGGGUGACAACAUUAGCACGGAUUCAUGGACUUUUCCCAGGACUCUUAUGGUAUGUACUUAUGGGCAGUUAUACAUCCACCCAUGGUGUGUUGCUGCUAUGCAUUGAGUAGGAGGUUAAUUGUACAAAAACAUACUUCAGAAUAAUAAACAACAUAAGCAUUUUGAGAAACGCACUGCUAUUACUCCCAGUAGUGAGUUGCAAAGAAGAACAGGCCAGAAAUGCAUACAGUUGCAAUUAGGGUCUGCUCAGAAGUCUGCAAUGUAAAUACAGAAGCUGCAGUACUCCCAGUGAUCUGAGGAACACCAUUAUGAGAUCUGAUUAAGCAGUGUCUUUUGUAUGCAGCUCAUUGCAACAUACCACAGUGAAAACCUUUAGAAAGUCAGUGCUAAAUUAGCUAAGCCACUUUUUGUUUCUCAUUAUGUCAGAACAGUUUAUAAUGCCACCAUCAAUUGCCACGCGUUACAGUCUAUGCAGAAAUGUGCACUAAUGUAUAUAUAUAUAUAUAACACCAGCCUUGUUUUGAUGUUAGGCUUGCUCAGUGUUUUAAGCUGGUAUUAUAUAGAGGGAGAACUGUGUUGUGCACUGCUUUAAUAAGUAAGCUACCUUUCCAAAAAGUGUAAAUGAACAUGCUGCAAUUAAAGAGACUUUCCGGUGUUUUAUUAACAGAUUGAAAAGAAUGAAAUAGUGUGUCAGUAACAUGUACUGGGCUCCAGCUCUUAAUGUACGUAUAUACUGUAUGGGACCUGACAGGUGAAGAUCUGCCAACAAUGUUUACAAAACUGAGGAAUCAUUUUUCAGAAGACUAUGAUCCACUUUGGACUGGAAAAAUCUUCCUUCAUCAGGCCACUCCUGCACUAUAUGUUGGAGCUAUAUAGUCUGUGGGGUUAUACGAUGUUUUGGAAAUGUGCUCAGGCUUCUUAAUUUGUAAGGUAAACUGUAAAUAUAUUUCACACAACUGUUUUGUUUAUAAAGUUGUUUUUGCAAAAUGUAAGUAUAUUUUAUGCAGUUUUUGUUACAGUACAUUCCAGUGAUAUUAUACAGCACUAUGUAAUAAAGCUUUGUAUUAUGA
Pseudophryne corroboree (corroboree frog) is the source of this 2653-nucleotide messenger RNA. Its product is annotated as transcription factor JunD-like. Gene Ontology annotation, molecular function: RNA polymerase II cis-regulatory region sequence-specific DNA binding; transcription factor binding; DNA-binding transcription factor activity, RNA polymerase II-specific. The record is from RefSeq and is a predicted model, not a curated record. Lineage: Eukaryota; Metazoa; Chordata; Amphibia; Anura; Myobatrachidae. Gene Ontology annotation, biological process: regulation of cell cycle; regulation of transcription by RNA polymerase II; regulation of cell population proliferation. Bases 485 to 1372 code for a protein of 295 amino acids. The transcript has a single exon. Gene Ontology annotation, cellular component: transcription regulator complex.